Molecule: messenger RNA, 626 nt
Organism: Vanessa atalanta (red admiral)
Lineage: Eukaryota; Metazoa; Arthropoda; Insecta; Lepidoptera; Nymphalidae
Exons: 3
Coding region: 170-442 (90 amino acids)
Biological process (GO): spliceosomal snRNP assembly
Cellular component (GO): SMN-Sm protein complex
Source: RefSeq, a predicted model, not a curated record
CAAAAUAGUGCGGUUUAAGGUUAUUAAAAUAAUGUUUGUAAACAGUAUAUUUAAAAUAAGCAAACAAAAGCAAUUUAAACUUGUUUUUUUAAUGUCAAUGUUUAAUGAAAUCUAACUUCGAUGACAUUAAAACUAGUUGGAGAAUAUUUUCCUAAUUGAAUUUGAAAUAAUGAAUUCUGACAAUGAUGUGGUAUCAUCUCAAGAAGCUAGAGCUCAGUUACGAGAAUCAUUUCUUAAAGCUAUGAAUGAGUUAAAAGGAGAGCCAUGUAAAAUUCUGACAUACGAGCAAUCCACUCUGGAAGCUACAUUCUCUGGAUGGAAACCGGACAGUUCAGAAAUACUUGUGCAUGAUUUAAAAACUCCAGCUAACAUUAAAAUGUCUUCUGCUUUACUCAGAACACCUGAUAUUUUAGCAAUUAAAUUUGAAAAAUCACUUGUAUAAUUAUACACAAAUACUUGUGAGUUUUUUUAAGUAAUCCUCUAAGAUUUUGUUGUGUUAUCACUAUACUUAUUUGCAAAUAAUACUCUAAUUUACUACCAUACCUUUUAAGUUAUGUAACCAGAAUGGUGGAAUUUACUACUUAUAACAAAUAAAUUUGUAUAUACUAAAAUGUUUUUUUAAGAUA